Molecule: messenger RNA, 2318 nt
Organism: Drosophila eugracilis
Lineage: Eukaryota; Metazoa; Arthropoda; Insecta; Diptera; Drosophilidae
Product: fatty-acid amide hydrolase 2
Exons: 5
Coding region: 115-1773 (552 amino acids)
Source: RefSeq, a predicted model, not a curated record
GCACCUGCAAUUUCAGUUGUAGUUUCAGUUUUAGUUUUGGGUUCUUGGCGUGCGGACGCGCCUUUGGAUAUAGUACAUACAUACGUAUACUAUAUAUUUUUUCGUUCAUUAGCGAUGCUAAAAUCGAUAUUGACCGUCGUCCGUUUACACCUGGAGGAGCUGUGGCUCAGGAUCCUGGGAUAUAUCAUGCGCCGAUUCCUGCGCUCGGCCAUGAUUGUCUUCAGUUGGUUCGUCGUUCCCUAUAGCCGUUACACCAACAUUAAGGUGAUACGGCGCAAACUGCCGCCCAUCCGGAGUCACCUGUUAGAGAUACCCGCCGUCGACCUGGCCAAACUGAUUCGCACUAGAAAGAUUAAAAGCGAAGAAGUCGUGGAAGCCUAUAUAGAACGAUGUCGACAGGUGAAUCCUCUGAUAAAUGCCAUCGUGCAGGAUCGCUUCGAAGAGGCAUUGGAGGAGGCUCGCGAGAUAGACAACGUGAUAGCCAUGGGCAUUAACAGCGUCGAUUCCAUGGAGGAGCUAACUCCUCUGCUUGGCAUUCCGGUGACCGUCAAGGAGAGCAUCGCCGUAAAGGGGAUGACAAACCAGGCGGGGCGUGUCUUCAAGACACCACAGAUAGCCAAGUCGGAUGCGCCUGUGGUGGAGCAGAUCAAGCGCUCUGGUGGCAUCAUCCUGCUUGUCUCCAACACACCGGAGCUUUGCCUACUGUGGGAGACGUACAACAACGUGACGGGUCAAACGAAGAAUCCGUAUGACCUGAAGCGUACUCCGGGUGGAUCCUCGGGAGGCGAGGCAGCACUCCUGGCCAGUGGUGCCUCCCUGCUGGGGCUUACCUCGGAUAUAGGUGGCUCCUCUCGCCUGCCGGCCAUGUUCAGCGGCAUUUGGGGCCAUAAGCCCACACCGUACGCAGUAUCUUUUAGGGGUCAUCAUCCGACGAGUGAUUUCCCCAAGUGGGGCGACUUCUUCACCAUCGCUCCAAUGACUCGCUACGCCAAGGAUCUGCCGCUACUGCUCAAGUGCAUGAGCGAUCCAACUGGUCCUAAGCUGACGCUAGACAGGGCGAUUAGUGUUAAUGGGAUUCGGUUCUUUUUCAUGGACAACGACGGGCCGUCUGGCAUGAUGCGACCCCUGAGUAGGGAUCUACAUGCGGCCAUCAACCGAGUGGCCACUGACUUCAAUGCAAAGCGGGUGAAUAUACGCAAGAUGAAGUGGUCGCUGGACAUUUCGCUGUCGGCUAUGCUGACCAUGAAGAACAUUGAGACUAUCUACCAUAAAACGGAGGAGGGCGAGCAGCCUAAGACCGUGUGCAAGGAGACGGUCAAGUAUUUCUUCGGUUGCUCAGACAGCAUCCUGCCGUCGGUGAUCUUUGGCCAUCUGCAGAAUUUCAUGAAGAUCAUCCCAAACUCGCGCCACAAGCAUCUGGCCAGCAUUAUCGAGGCGCUCAAGACUGAAUUCAAGGAGAUGCUGGGCAACGACGGCGUCUUCCUGUACCCGACCUUUCCCAACACGGCGCACCAGCACUACCAGAUCUACCACAAACUUCUGGAGCCCAUGUAUAUGGCCAUUUUCAAUACGCUGGGCCUGCCGGUGACCAAUUGUAUGAUCGGUUUGGACCGGCGUAACCUCCCUAUGGGUAUCCAGGUGGUCGCGAAUCCGGGUCAAGACCACCUCUGCCUGGCGGUGGCGCGAGAAAUGGAGCGCCGCUACGGUGGGUGGGUACGUCCGCCGUCCGAGGACAGCCACAGCAGCAGUGGGAACAGCAAGCAGCGUGGCUAACUUAAGCUUUAGCUGGAGUAAUGGCUUUAUCCUGUGCGUGAUUCAUUUGUACUUUGUUUUGUUUAUAGCUAAUUGUACACUGUCGAUCAGUUAGGGAAUUUCAGAGAGAGACUUUAAAUGGAUUGAGGCAAAUCACUGUUAUCAGCCGGAACUGGUUGAAUGGUAGCAAGGAAUCCCUAGAGCAACCUCUUUAUCUAAUCCACAUUUAAUUCGACCAAACAUCACACAAAACAAACAUAAACAUUCGGGACCGUCGAAAUUAAACAAUCCCUCUAUUUCCACCAUUACCCAUUGUAUUAAAUUAUUGUCGAAAACUCCUCUGAGCUUGUACAUCUCGUAUUCGUAUUUGUAUUAUCUUUACCUAUAUGUAAAUAUUCGUCUAGCAUCUAAGUGUUAGGUUUAUGUCGCAUCCGGCAAAGAUCGAUAAAUAUAUCCAGUAUAUGUGUAUGUACGUUAUGUAGCAUCUUGUUAAAAAAAAAACAUUACAACCUUACGACUUUUGCAAAGAACCAAAUUCGUUGAAUAAAUACGUAACAGAAAAAAUA